Molecule: messenger RNA, 8720 nt
Organism: Procambarus clarkii (red swamp crayfish)
Lineage: Eukaryota; Metazoa; Arthropoda; Malacostraca; Decapoda; Cambaridae
Product: mucin-12
Source: RefSeq, a predicted model, not a curated record
GCUGUUGUGAUUUGGGGCCCCCUCACCUGCCACACCACCAUUAUUUCCGGCGUCUUGACCUCCGCCUGUAUAAAGACGUCAUCUUGUUGGUUUAGUGAAGUGAAUUCCCUCCUCUUCCGAGAGGCAAGUGAAGGGAGUAUAGAACCCAAACAUGACACAAGUAGGAAAACUUGAGUUAAGAUGUUGUGAUGUUGCUGUCUGUCCUCAACACACUGUCAACACAAGGCACUUGAGUUGCCUGGGAAAAAAUUGAAUGAUAAUAGAAUUUGUUGUUUAGGGAGAUGUCAUCAUGAGCUGCUUGGCACACAGCCAGAAUUGAGAAUGAAGAAAAAAAAAGUGUUUAGUUACUCCAGUCUAUUUUUAAAGUGAUUUAUUUGUUGUGAGACGGGAAUCAUUAUGAAUAGAAAGGAAUUUUACAAAAGUCAGGUACAGCUGAGUUGCUGAAGCUAUGCCAGGCCUCCGGUCGCUGGUAGCACGGAGGAGAUCAUCCCUGGCAUCUCCACCUUAUGUCUCCAGCACCAGCAACUUGCCACUCAAUUUGUCCGAUGCUUAUGUUAGUGAUGGUAAGGGUCAGAAAUCUGAAAGUAGCAGCUGCCAAACACCAGAAGAGGUGACUGCAAAUGGUGAAGAGGCAAGCCAGGAUGAUGAUGGGGGUGGCGGUAGUGAAGGGGAUGGCGGUGGUGGUGGUGAUGAUGGUGAUGUAAACAGCCAUAGCUCAGAUAAUGGUGAUUGCCAGGCACCACAACAGACAAAGGAUAGUAAUGAAGUUAAUCAGACUCAAGAAAAUACUGAUGUUGAAAAUGUAGAAAGUGAUAGGUCCAAUGAGGUAUCGGCUGCAGAUAAUGAAGAAUUAAACCAGUGCCACGAACCCGGUGAUAGAGAGAUUAAUGAAUUGGAUAAGGCAGGCAAUGUAUCAAAUGUAAGUUGUGAAUCUGUGAACAAAAAUAACGAGCCUACUGAUGUAGAGCACGUUGAAAAUGCCAACACACAAGAAUCGUCAAAUAGUAAGCAUCCAUCAGUCUCAGAAUUGUCAAAUAUGAGUAAAGUAAACCUAGAAGAAAAAGAAAAAAAUAGUGAGAAUAUUCAUGUGUCUAAUGAAGAUAAACAGGAAAUAUUGUGUGUGAAUGCUGAUUGUGAGAAGCAUGAGGAGGGAACUACUGACAGAGAUGCAGAAAAGAGCAAUGAACAGAAUGUAUCUGAUGCAAAUAAUGAAAAGAUCAUUGAUAAAGAAGGAAGUGAAAAUAAGGAAACCACUAAUGUAGAUCAUAUAGUGAAUAACAGUAAUUCUGACAUCAAUAUUAUUGAUGGGGAGGAAGUUGGAGUUAUUCAUCCUUUAGAGAAAAAAGACGACAAUUUAAAUCAAAACAAUUGUUCAAAUACUCCGAAUGAGAAAGAAGUAGCCCCACAUGAUGAAAAUGGAGAAGCCUCAAGUGAAUGUUUAUCCAUCGCAGAUUCCAAAAACCCAAAACUUAACAACGAUACUUGUGUUAGUGGUAAACAAAUUAGUAAUACUGAACAAUGUAGCAAAAGUGAAUUACUGACUAUAAAAGAAAAAUUUUGUGGAGGUGCUAAUCGUUUUGUAAAAAAGUCUGCAAUGGAGAUCGAAUCAACUCUAGCGAGUCGUGGUGUAACCAUUGUGAGGAGGAUGGUUGAUAAUGUAGAGACUGUUGGCAGGAUAAAGAAUGAAACCAAGCAAGCUACUAACAUGGCUGCUGUUGUUAAAAAUGGAUCUGUAAUUACAGCAAACCCACAAAUCACCGCACCAAGUGGAAACUUUUCAUCACAGUCAAACUCCAGACUAUCAUUGGCUAAUAAUGUCUUUAAAGGAUUUGCAUCUGUCAGCAUUCAGAGUGGGUCUUCGGUUCGACACUUUUCGGAAGGACUGAUGAGUCGCUCAGUAUCAAAAGACAUCUAUAAACCCAUCAAUUCAAGAGGGACACUUGUUCAGGGAGGUUCUAAAGCACUUUCAAACCUUAAAAAAUGUACACAGCUAAAUUUUAGGGGCAUUCCCAUACAUCCAAACUCCAAAUAUACUCCACAUACAAACUCAAAUUUAAGAUCCUUAGGAUUAAAUGACAGAGGAUUUAAAUUAGAUACUACUCUAAAAGGACUAAAUUUACACACAACAAAAGGAUUUACUGCACACUCAAAUCCCAGAGGACCUUCGUUUCAGAAUAGACUUGGAGGGACUGCUAUGCAAGCAAAUCUUAGAGCAAAUGCUAUGUCCAUAGACUCCAGUGGGCUACAUGGAGACCUGAACAAAGGAUCAAUGAGAUAUGCAAGUCCAAGAGGACCCACUAUAAAACCCAAUUCAACUGGACAAUCUCCUCAUUCUAAGUCCACUAUUUCUCCUCAUAUUAGACCAGUUACAUCACAACAGUCGAGACCUGUUGGAAAUAUGUCACAAGUUCGUUCUCUAGGAAUUCCUAAUCGCUCAAAGUCUGUUGAUGUAUCUCUGUUAUCUAAGGUUACAGAAGUAUCUUCACAGCCAAGACUUGAAAUGUCUCCAUGUGCAAAAUCCACAACAAUGGCUCCACGGGCACCAUCCACAACAAUGUCUCCACAAUCAAGACCUAACGUGAUGUCUCCCAAUAGACCUAACGUGAUGUCUCCACAAUCACAAUCUGCUAAAAUGUCUCCACAGUCUAAGAGUAUUGAUGUCUCCCCACAGUCCAGGACUAUUGACUUGCUAUCACAGAAUAAGUCUAAUGAAGUUGAUGUGUCAUUGCAUUCCAAGACAGGUGAUGCAUCCCCCAAGUCCAGAUCUGUUGGCACAGUUUUACCGCUACAGUCCAGAUCAGCUGAUUUAUCGCCAUUGUCAAUAUCUGAUCAGAUUUCUCCACAGUCAAUAAAUAAAGUGAACCAUACGGGAAUCCAUCCUCACUCAAGGUAUACAGGGAUGUCUCCCCAGUCUUUGAUGACAGAUCUUUCUCCACAGUCAAGAUCUUCUGGACUUCCUCCUCAUUCUGUCUCUGCAGUCCAUGCUACACAGUCAGUUUCUACUACCUCCACUAGACCAUCACCUCAGAUGAAUUUAAUGGGAGUCUCGGCACACUCCAGUACUAUAGGACCCCUUCCAGAAUCAAAUGAUGAGACAAUUCCACCACAUUCUAGUUCAGGGGCUCUCCUAUCUCAAACUAACUCUCUGGGAGUUCCUUCGCAUAUGGUUACUACGGGACUACCACAUAUGGUUAAUUCUGAUAGAUUUUCUGCAAGUUCUAGUUCCAGUGGGUUCCCCGUUUCAUCAGGAUUUCUUGGAAGCUCUAGCACUGAUCAAUUCCCCGCUUACAACAAUUCAGGAGAGUUUUCUCCGCACACUAAUACUACUGAAUUCCCUUCCGAAUUAAGUUCUGGAGGGUUUAACAUGCAUUCAAGUUCAGGAGGAUUUUCCACACAGUCCAAUCUAAUAGGAUUUACAACACAGACCAAUUCAUGUGGAUUUCCUCAGCACUCCAAUUCUGGAGACUAUUCUCCUCAUAAUCCUGGGGGGAUCAUUGGACAAACAAAUUCAGAGGGAUUUAGUGCACAUUCAAGUUGUGGCAGCUUCCCAGUGGCAAUGAAUUCUGGCGGCUAUCCUGCUCAUUCAAGUACUGGACAAUAUAAUACUCAAAAUAAUGCUGGUGAAUUUCGUGAAAAUUCUACAGAUAUGAUGAUGUAUUCUGCAUCAAGAGACUUCCCUAUGCAUCCAAACUCUAGAGAAUUCUCAAGCUAUAGUAGUUCUAAUAAUAUGCCAAAUAAUAUGCAGAAUUGCAGCCAAGGAAUGCCUCUAUCUUCAAACACUGGGAAUCCUUCUAUAAAUCCUAUCGUUGGAGACCAGUAUUCCCAGUCAAACUAUGGUGAAUCACUGGCUCAUCCUACCUACAGAGAGGCACCUUUGCAUUCUAGAGUCAGUCCUGGAGAAGUGCCAGUACUCCCCGAUUUCAGAGAAUCAUCCUUACGACAUGCUUACAGAGAUUCAUCUCUACCUCCCAGUUAUAAUAAUUAUAGAGAUCCUGGUUCACAGGAUAAUUCAAGAGGGUCACAAUCACACAAUUAUAGGGGCAUGCCAUUGCAUUCUAAUAUGGGUGAACUGCAGGCUCAUGUAAACACUAGAGCACAAAACUCUCAUACUAGUUUCAAAGAACAAUCUGAGCCUGCUGGAUACAGAGGACAAGAUAUUCUUAGCAACUACAUGGAAUCUUCAGCUAUUCCCAACUUCAGAGAUACAUUGGACCUUGGUAACUGUACAGAACAACCUCUUAACAAUUACAGACAAACUGUAAAUCACUCCAGUCCCAGAGAGCAAGUUCUUCCAUCUUUUGGGGAAUCUGUAACUCAUCCUAGCCCUGGAGAUCAAGUAAUUCCAAGUCCCAGAGAACAAAUGCUUCCACCCUAUGGAGAACCUGUUGGCCAUUCCAGUCCGAGAGAGCAAGCUCUACCAGGCUUUAGAGAAUCUGUAAACCAUGCUAGCCCUAGAGAUCAAGUUCUUCCCUGCUUUCAAGAAACAGUUAGCCACACCAGCCCUAGAGAGCAAGUUCUUCCCUGCUUUCAAGAAACAGUUAGCCACACCAGCCCUAGAGAGCAAGUUCUUCCUGCAUUUAGAGUAAACGGUCGACAUUCUAGUCCAAGAGAGCAAAUUCUUCCUAGUUUUCAGGAAACUCUAAAUGACACCAAUUCCAAACAGCCAUAUCUCCCAACUUUUAGAGAACCAGAUAACUACAAUACUAGUUUCAGAGAAUCCUUAAAUCACAACAGUUCUUGUGAACUAUCUGGUAACCCCAACUCUGGAGAUCUGCUGAGUUAUGGGACAAGUUGUAGACACCCAUCUAAUUCAGUUCAGGCUGAUAAACCAAGAGCUGAUAAUAGUUACAGGGAAUCCAAUACAAUUCCAAAUUUCAGAAUAAAUUCCCAGCACAUGAUUCUUGAAGAACCAUCAGUUGACCUAAAGUUUAGAGAAGAUAACCUUGUUAACACUUACAAUGAAUCAUCAGCUCUUCCAAGCUUUACUGAAUCUUUUGAACACAAUGGUUCCAAUGAAAUACAAAUUAAAACGGAAAGCAGCAGUGUAGGGCUUUCAAGUUUUAGAGAUUCUUCUCAUUACUCCACUCCUAGAAAUGUGUCUGAUUGUGGUAGCUUUAGAGAAUCCUCAUUUUCCCCAAAUUCAAGAUCACCUGUAUAUGCAAACACAAGAAAUUCCUGCGCUUCGUGGCACACUGGGGAACUGCCUGUUUAUACGGAUACAGGGGAAUCUCCUAUUUAUUUAUGCACAAAUGAUUCUAGUGAUUCUCAAGUAAGAGAAUCUGCUGGAAUUUGUAGCAGACGGGAAUCACUUGUUCAUUCCAGUUCUGUAUAUUCUUCAGCACACCCUGAUACAUGUGAGGAUUCUAAUAUCAAGACUAGAGAUUCAGGUUUUAUCUCUGGUAGUAGAGACAACUUUCUUUUAGAUAAAUCUCUAAUUCCAAGUACCGAAGAGUCACCGGUUCAUGCUGAUGUAGGAAAUUCUCCAGGUUACUCGAGUAUAAUGGAUUCUGUUGAUCAUGGUUUGAGAGAGGCUUACCACGAAUCAAGGACAGAAACAUAUGGUCACCCUGAUACAAAACCAUCUGUCCAAUCAAGUGAAGAUUUGCCACAAGGUCCGAGGGAUUUGCCUGUGAACUCUACCUCCAUCAAUUCUUUAGAUAAUCUUAGUUCUGUAGAGGAAGCAAAGUUGCCCAAUCAAGAGUCAUCAGUGGAUGUAAGCCCAAAUGAGUUCUGUGAAACUGCUGUCCUCUCAAGCCCAACAUCUCAACCUCUAAGUGAAUCUCCUGUACAUUCAAAGUGUAUUACCAGAACAUCACCAAUAGAUGAUAGUGCCAUUUUAUCUCCCAGUUGCUCUGAUUCUUUAGGGUCCCCUGAGAAGCAUACUUCAGGAAUUUCCUCUACAAAGUCUGAUUCUGGAGCUUCUCCAAGUUCUCAGGAAAGAAUAGUUAUAAAAAUGAAAUUACUUCACAGUGAAUUAGGAAGUGAGUGUAACAGACAAAGUAGAACAGAAAAUGCUGGUAUUACUGAAUUGAGAAUGGAUAGCAGAAAUUCUGUGAAAUAUCCCAUGGCAAAGUACACCCGUUGGACAAUAGACAGCAUAAUAAAUGGUAGAGAAGAUAUAUGUAGUGAAGAGGGGUCUGAUAAAGUUAGUAAAAAUGAACAAAAGCUAGUACAUGAUGAAAUAAAUCUGAAAGAAGACACUACAUUUUCUUUAGCAGUAAGCCCCAAAAGAACAAAAAGGCAAAAAAUCUCCGAGAUGUGUAAUGAGUCAAGAGAGACAAAAUUAGAUACAAAUAAAAAUUUGAUGAAAAAAACUAUUAGAAUAACGAUUGCUAAUCCAUUACGAACUAGAGUUUCGACAACAGAUAAUUGUGUAGAUAUUAAAUUAAAAGAAAGUGAACAUGAUAGCACAAUAUUGAGUUGUGAAAUAAUUCCAGAUGAAAAAAAUGAAAAUGUGCAGCCAGUUACAGUUAAUAAUGUGCGUAGGAGUUGUAGGUUAGAAAAUGAGUCUGCAAACCAAAUUAGUAUGUGUUCAACUAGAAAAUUGAGAGAUAGACACUUAAAAUUGCCAUCCCCAGCUCCAAGCAUUGAAAGUUGUGCCAGCUCAACUAGUGCCUCACGUGCAUCCUGCGACAGUAGGAGAUGUAGCCGGAGUAGUGAUACUUCAAUGUCAUCAGUGACAAGUGUGUUCAGUGAAAGUAAUGAUCAUUCAAUUGUUGCUGAUAUGAAGAAGUGUAGUAUUGUCAUUAAGCGCAUAUAUGCAACGGAUAACUAUAGCUGUUAUAGCAGCAGCUUGUGUGAUAAAAAACCUGUUUUAAACAAUCGAGAUGUACGUCCAACAAGACCAAAGCGUAAGGCAGCUGUUGAAGCCACUUUAAAAUGCCAUAAAUCUUUAAAAUCACUUGAUACAAAUGAUGCCAAAACUAAACUUCCCCAAAAUGGUGCAUUUAAUGCUGGAAAAAAUUGUGUGUCAGUGAAUGAGGAAAACAAGGCUCCUCUUAAUAAUAUACCUCAGUGCUCAGUUCUUUUGUAUGAUGUGUUCAUGAAUCGUCGCAUAAAUAAAAUGGUGUGUCCUGGCUGCUCUCGGCACUAUGAUAGCACUGACAGUGUACAAGUGAAUAUAAACAAAGCUACAAUUUCGCUGCUAUGUUCAGCAUGUCAGUGGCUGGUGGUUAAGGAUGUUCACCCACGUGAAGUUGAUUCCAUGGCCCCAAGCUGAGACAGGCUAAACCAGUUUUGUUUUUAUUUUUGACUUUAAAUUUUUAGGUGCAUGGGACUUGAGAUUCUUGAAAAUAUGUGAAUUCAUACAUGUAAAAUAAGAUGUUAUUUGUGUGGCUGCUAUAUUUUGAGCAAAUGUUUCAUUAAGUACAAGUUUGCAUUGUUUCAAAUGCAUCACCCUUAAUAAUGUGCAACUUAAAACUAUAUACUCUCAUGAAAGUAAGGCCUAGUCAGUCACAUUGUUAAUAAUGAACCUUGCUGGAUAUGCUGAUAUGUAGUUUGACUGAAGUACGCAAAUUAAGGGAUUAAGAAUUUUGAUAGCUGUGAGGAUUUAAGCUUUCUUGGUGCUUAUUUAUUGUUGUGUGGAUUUAUUAUUUUUUAAUCAUGUAUAUAAAUGAUUGGAAAGCACUCACUGCACAAGUUCACAGGCAGUCCUACUUAUGGAAUCCUGGCUUAAAUUAUUUGUUGUUUGGAUGUAAGGCUUGGUUCUUAGAGGUGCUGUUGCACAGAAUGGAACAGUGUGAGAGGUAUUUUAUGUGUAAUUACCCAAGUACUUGUAUUUUCUCUGCGCCAAGGUAAAUACCAGAUUAUUGGAAGAAGUAAUUAUGACCACAGCUAUUUUGGCCAUAAAUUACUCCAGUUUAAUAUCAUAUUAUCUUAUUCUCAAUACCUUUUUAUGCAGCAAAUGUAAUAAACAGCACUAUGUUGUGCAACUCUCAGAAACUUAUCUCAAUAAUUUAAGUGUGCUUCUCUGUUCUCUGGUUUCACAAAGAAAUAUAUGUAAAGUUUAAUUAUAGUAGAACUACAAUCCACUGUGUUAUUAGUUUAAUAUAAAAAAUUAAUUAGUCAGGAAGCUAUUAAUUCACUAGUUCUACAUGAUGACCCCGAAGGAAAGCUAGGUGCAGUCUUGUGGUAUAGUUUGAAUUUCUUAAAUGUAAAUCUUUCACAUUCAUAUGUAUAUCAGGGAAUACAUUUUUCUUUAGAGGUGCAGGUAGAUGUGUACAUUUUUCUGCAAAGGUGGAACAAAGUCUUGUCAUGCUUGCUUAUAAAACUGAUUACUGUAUUGUGUUUAUGGAGAUUAUUAUACCAGUCAAGUUGUCAAUAUUAAUUAUUGGUUAAGGUAUAGUUUUCUUUCAUCUUUUGUCUGUCUAGUGCAACAGCUGUUUAUUUUUGUAAUGUUAAUGCACUGUACAGUAUAUGUUUCAUGAGACAAUAGGGGUGCUUUAUUUUGAUACUAAAAUAUUUUUUAUUUAUUUAUUAUUGGAAUAGUUCUUCUUUACUUCUUUUCUAUGUAGAUGUAUUGUAAAAAAAGGAAUGUGAAUUUGGUGCUCAAGAGUAGUGUUAAAAAUAAAAUAUUUUAAUAAUUUAUUUGUGCAUUACUUAAAUUUAUGUUAUCUACCCAAAUAUUUGUGAUUUAAAUUUAGGAAAAGUCUAGGUUUAAAAUGAAUGCCAAGGAAGUAAAGUUAAAUAAAAAAGAAUUCCCAUAACAGUACAUGAAACCA